CUCAGUGAGGAUGGCAGUUCGGCCAACAAGCAUUAUUACUCAGGACUUACAGAGAGUCGGACUGCAGACCGAACCGAACCGGGCAGAAUUCUUUAGGAACCGCCUUGUUUCAGUUACAGACAGCUUUGGACCCUUGGUGUGGGUAUAACUUGUGAGAUUAGGAGAUCCUGAACCUGGAAAAGAGGGCAACAACGAGGAGCCAUCUGUAGUUGGUAAACACAGAGCAGCUGGAUCCUGAUCCUGCAAUGCCAGAAGAACUUAACAAAGACGCAAUGAAAACGCCAGCGACCUCAGAAAAGCCCAAAGCCGACGAGCAACCAGCAGUCUCCAUGACGACUGUAAACAUCCCCCUGGUUAAUGAGGUCCAGCUGACCGCAGCCACCGGGGGCACAGAGCUCUCAUGCUACCGCUGCACUGUCCCAUUUGGUGUGGUGGUCCUCAUCGCUGGUAUUGUGGUCACCGCGGUGGCGUACAGCUUCAACUCGCACGGAUCCACCAUCUCCUACUUCGGGCUGGUGCUGCUCUCCGCCGGACUGGUGCUGUUAGCCUCCAGUGCCGUCUGCUGGAAGGUGAGACUGGAGAGGAAGAAGGAGAGGCGACGUGAGAGUCAGACCACCCUGGUCAUCAACCAGAGGAGCAUUUUUACAUGAACCCGCUUUCCUAAAUCCGUGAAGAGGACUCUCUGGAAUGUAAUCCGACAUCAUUGCGUUUCUGACCUGUAAAAGCUCCAACAGCAGGCCUAGAACUGAAGGCUUUGAAGACACCGUCAGGGGUCUAUUUGUCAAAAAGACGACAAGCAUCUGGAGUGCUGGAAACGCAGCCAGGAGGAAUGUUUCACAAUUAAAAUGAAUUACCACUGUGCACAGUGGUGGAGAGGAAGUCUUCGAUUAAUCCGCUGCCGCAUGUGGCAGAUUUGAUUCCAACAGGAAGGGCUGUGGAAAAGAAAGGCUCAGGAUGGAGGACAGAACCAGGAAAAUCCACAAUCAUAUUUAUCUUACAGGCCUGCUGUGGGAAUAAGGUACAUGAUGAGCUGGAAGGGAGGGCAGGUCGGGACUGGUCAACCUUUCAUAAACGUUCUCCUGAAGCACUUUCAUCUUCCACAUCAUUGUUGAUUACAAACCUUAUCUGUUAGCAAAUUUAAUAUCAUGCAAAAUUUGGACUUGCUUACUUUGGAGACAUUUAAAUAUAAACCUCAUGUUUAUGGUCCACAAUGUAAGAGAUAUGAAUCUAGAAGUUAUUGCAUGUAUAACAAGAUGAGUUGCAAUAAAGCCAUCGAUAUUCCAA
Messenger RNA from Girardinichthys multiradiatus, 1284 nucleotides. RefSeq names its product transmembrane protein 100-like. Gene Ontology annotation, biological process: cellular response to BMP stimulus. Lineage: Eukaryota; Metazoa; Chordata; Actinopteri; Cyprinodontiformes; Goodeidae. The record is from RefSeq and is a predicted model, not a curated record. The coding region runs from base 246 to 650 and encodes 134 amino acids. The transcript is spliced from 2 exons.